CGACAGGAUGUUGUGCACGUACAAACAAUUACUUCUUGUGCGCGUUCACAAACUUUGCACGUGUUGAAAGGUUCCUGGAGUCUGGUGAAAAUGAUUGGAGGCCCUACGUGAGUCUUUGUUUCAACGCUGCCCAAAGAACGCUGGAAUUCGUUACACAGCCUAGCCCAAUGCACAGUGUUGUAUGCGAUUGGUUCUCAAAUUGGGCAUCUGGAUUACCCAGGGUCCGACGCUCGACCUUUGUUGAAAGUGACAGUAUUCUUGAGGGUUUCCAUGGCAGAUUUCAUGGAAGAUUGUGCAUUUUACCCGUCUCUAGACCGAAAGUGGCCUACAGUCGCUCUAGAAGUAGGGUAUGCCGAGUCAUACGAGAACCUCGUUCAAAAUGCAACGCUUCUCUUGAGAGGCUCACAAGAGAGGAUCAGUCUGGUGAUUCUGGUCAAGCUACAACCUUUGAAAGAAGACGAAACGGAGAUCCAAAAGGGGUUUUUGGAGGUCUGGACAUACGAUCAUGAGAGAAAGAACUACUUCAAACUCGGCAAUCAACAACUCUAUCCUCGCCCUUCCUAUCAUGCAAAACAGGAAAUCACAUUCUCGUGGCAAAAUCUACUACGCGAACAGGAACGGAAUCUUAACCCUAAAAAGGCUCCCCUGCCCUUGUCUCUGAAGAAUCUUCGCUUUUACAUUGAUGGUGCUGUGGAGCGGUAUUUGUAUGAUAAAGGACGCAGGGCAGACUCGGAUGAUAGUGAAUAUGAGUGGUAUGACUGGACUUGA
Messenger RNA from Talaromyces stipitatus ATCC 10500, 768 nucleotides. RefSeq lists its product as uncharacterized. Bases 271 to 768 code for a protein of 165 amino acids. The transcript is spliced from 4 exons. Lineage: Eukaryota; Fungi; Ascomycota; Eurotiomycetes; Eurotiales; Trichocomaceae. The record is from RefSeq and is a predicted model, not a curated record.